UUUUACUUUUUACAUAAAAAAUAUCAAAUUAUAAGUAAUGACAAUCUCCACAAAAACAUUAGUACAAAUUGCCGGUUGGAGUGGUCUUAUAGUUGCUUCUACCGGAUUUUAUUUACAAAGUCGAUUAGUAGAUCAAGUUCGAAAUUAUGACUAUUACAAAACUGCUUUAAAAAGUUUAAGAAUGCAUCCUGGAGCUGUGUACUAUCUUGGAGAACCUAUUAAAGAUAAGCGGUUUAAAUUAAGUGAUACGGAGAAUAAUUUCUCCGAUGGCAAGUCUGCUAGAUUUCGUAUCCCAGUAUCAGGACCAAAAGACAAAGGAACAUAUUACUUUUGGGCUAAAAGAAAGGAUGACCAAUGGAUUAUAACAAAAGCAGAACUAAAUUUAAGUUCAAAAUCAGAUGUAUCACUCGUCAUAGUUAAAGAUACACAAAUUAAAUAG
Messenger RNA from Galleria mellonella (greater wax moth), 439 nucleotides. RefSeq lists its product as uncharacterized. The record is from RefSeq and is a predicted model, not a curated record. Gene Ontology annotation, cellular component: mitochondrial inner membrane. The transcript has a single exon. The coding region runs from base 38 to 439 and encodes 133 amino acids. Gene Ontology annotation, biological process: mitochondrial respiratory chain complex I assembly; mitochondrial respiratory chain complex IV assembly. Lineage: Eukaryota; Metazoa; Arthropoda; Insecta; Lepidoptera; Pyralidae.